AGGUUCUCCUGUACGAAGCCAUGCUUGGAUUUUAAUAGCCAUGUUUCAACUUGCCAUGGAUUUCUCAUCUUGUGAAUCUUUGGGCCGAGACCAUCGGCACCAGUCUUUGCAGAGACCUGCCCGCUGGCAUGGGUUCCCUCACCAUCUUUUGUGGAGCUUUAGGUCUGGACCACAAGCCAGAAAGCCUGGGCUUCCAGGGAGCCUUGAUUUCCCCUACUUGGAACAAUCCGAUGGACAUCUGGCCAACCUAUACCAUUUCAAAAGGCUACGUAAUGUCGCGGACCUCUUUUGGGAAAGCAGGCGAACGCCGUCUUUCACCCACAUGAAACCAAACCCUCCCCUGGCAGACAGGAGUACCGUGUCCCAGACUUACUUGAAAAGAAGGAAAAGGUUCCUCCAAGCAAAUAGCAAGCCAACGCUGGAGACUGAGGUGAUAGUAUGGGGAUCCACAAGCCCAUUGGAAGCCCUGGAGACCAGCACCCUUCCCAGGAUUUAUAAUGGCCCUGCCACCUCAGUUUUGGAAAGUGUGACCAGCAGUAUGACCACCACCACCACCAUCACCAUCACCACCACAACAGCUGCUUCUUCAACCGUACAGUCCAAAGGACCUGGUCCAGGGGUUGGUGCACCUAGGAACCACCCCAGUGGGAUCAGCACACUGCUGCCACCGUCGACUUCUGGUGGUAGCAAGAAAAAAGCUGAAGGUCCACCACCGCCACCUAAAAUACCAGGAGACACUUCAG
This is a messenger RNA of Python bivittatus (Burmese python), 743 nucleotides long. NCBI's taxonomy places the organism in Eukaryota, Metazoa, Chordata, Lepidosauria, Squamata, Pythonidae. The record is from RefSeq and is a predicted model, not a curated record.